AUGCUCUCGGGCUGCACCGACCUUCGGUUGGCCGCCGCUCUGGCUGCAGAACACGCCGGUCACCAGCCCCAGCCGAACUCGUUACCCGGGACAACCGCUCCCAACGCAACAUUCUCGCCGUCGCCCCUGACCCUUAUUCAGAAGAGCGCUGGUGCAGCUGAUUCCAUGCCGAGUCCGGGCGCUACGACCGCAACCGAGACGCCCAGCUUACCCCUGCAUCAGGGUGGAGAGACUGAAGGUGCCGAAGACGAGGAGGAUGUUGAAGUUGAAGACGAGGAGGACGAUGACGAUGAUGACGAUGAGGACGAGGAAGAUGAAGAAGACGAGGACGACAAUGCCCACGCUGGCGGAACUGAGCGUCUGGGUCCGCAGGUCAUUCAUGUGACGGCACCCAGCCAGCCGCCCACCACGUCAGCCCUCUUCACGCACUGUCAGUACUCCUAUAUCGGAUCGGGACGCUGGCAGGUCUACGUGCAAAUGUGGUUUGUUGAGGAACGCCUCAAAAGAGAGGUGUGUAUCUGUUGGUAUGCCCGUGUAGUUUAG
This is a messenger RNA of Spirometra erinaceieuropaei, 543 nucleotides long. NCBI's taxonomy places the organism in Eukaryota, Metazoa, Platyhelminthes, Cestoda, Diphyllobothriidea, Diphyllobothriidae. The record is from the annotation of a GenBank genome assembly.